UUGUAACAAUAUGGCCGCUCAGGAAAAUUGAAACGGGCACCUGUUGGCCCACAAAUAUCCGAAAUACUCUUUUUCUGAACCCGAUAAAGUUAAAUAGACGCAGUAGUUUGAUUCGUUGCAAUCUCGUUCAUAAUGACGACCAGUAAAGCUGCAACGCCGGCCAGUGGCCUCGGUAUGGAACCAAUGGAAGAAGAUGAUGAUGACCUUCCAGGCAUGGAUCAUGACGUCCUCACAAAGAGGCUCUACUCCACUGCGCCGAGACAGGCCAGUUUCAACACGAGAGCAAUGAGAUUCACCCGCCCUACCAAGGCUCAGAUCAAACGGAGUGCUAUUCCUAGUGCCCCGAAACUCGAACCUCUGCCCGUUCUUCAGUCCUACCAGGGCCGCAACCAACCGGUAUACAUUCACCGCAUGGCCAAAAAGAAACUGGAGGCAGAAGGCGUUCUCAAAAUAGAAGACAAUGAGCCAAUCACGAAGAAGGUCAAGAGGCCCAGCUCCGUCGAACCACUUGACCGCCCUACAAGUGCAACACCACUUCCAGAGUUGCCGGAGGAUCUUAAACAGAAACAGGAGACUUUGGGAGGUCACGCACCGGCUGGCCUGGUAGCGCUUUCACCGACAAAGGAACCUACGCCACCGUCGCCCGUCAGUAAAAACCACACAAUGGCGGCCACCAUCCCGGCAGCAUCGCUACCAAAAGUUCAAGAAACGUAUCUGGGCGUGUCCGAUCCUGCGGAGAUUAUAAAAAUCAUCCGAGAAAAUCCGAAAGUGGGAUUCUUGUAUCUGAGUCCGGCUGUUCCGAAGUCGUCAGUCAGAUACCAUUAUUACAACCUCAAGGUUGUGAACCAUGAAAACAUCAACAAGUCCGAUUAUCUGACGAUCAGCAUUAAGGGUGCGACGAGGAUGCGAGCAGACGACGAGACGGAGUUUACGCCCCUCGACAGAUGGGAGCAGGAAUAUCUGUAUUUUCAGAAGCUCAGGAAGAUCGGAGCGUUCCGUCUUUUCCGCAAAUGGAAGGCGUUCAGCGUGUGGCGAAAAAACGUGCUCACCAAGAAAGUCGCCAACUGCAAGAAGUCACUCAACGAGAAUUUGUUCAUCGUAAACCCGUCUCUCCGUCCUGCUCUUCUAAACGUUCGCGAGAUGUGCUACAGAAUAAGCGACAUGGGCCUCUGCAAGGUCGAGAAAGGUCACACGUACUCUUUGAGCGAAUUCCGCGAAGCGCAGUUCGAACAAUUAAACGAAGUCGCCGGGCGUUUGACGGAAUUCCGCGAACUGGUGAAAGAAGUCGUCCGGAGCGCCUGCAGGACAGCGCUCUUGGAAGCCGGAUUCACGCCGGACGAUUACUUCUACGACGGCGGUGAGAGUCCGGGGAUGUAUGGCGAGGCACCCGGGACGGCGUCGAGUUAUUUGAUGAAUUCAAAUUACGAUUUGGAUAUUUACGGCGAGGCGCCCGAUAAGAUGACGUACACGGAGCAGGCGAAUAAACGCACGCACUGCAAGAGGCUCACGUGUUUCAUCCGAUUGGCCGACUACCUCAUCGUGAACACGAUGCACGUCCUGGCCGUCAACUCCGUCUCCACGCUCCUCAACUACCUGACCGAGCAGCUCCAGAACACGCCGACGCUGGCGGACAUACAGGCAGACAUGGCGCCGCCGGUGGAGAAUGACGACGAGGAUGACGACGAAAAAGUCGCAAAAACGAAAGAGGAAAAAAUGAAAGAGGAGGACAAGGAAGAGGAUGAAAUUCCCCAGCUUCCACCCCUCUACAUCUCAGAGUUCAUCCUGGAGCCGAUGCAGCUAACCUUCUCCCCCGAUGAGGAUGAAUUCCAUGAGGGCCUACAGGAGGUCAUCAAGCGAUUUCAAGAGGCUGUGCUCUCUGUGGAGAAUUUGGUACCAGAUACAUACUUCGACGCAUUCACCAGGCCAAUCAUCAACAACAAAUUCGAAGAGAAAUCGUGCGGUGACGGACCUAGUCUCAGUACGAUGUUCGAGGACGACCGACAUCUUCAAAACAUCAUCCAGAAUAUCCGUGAGGCUCUCCAGGCCGCAUUCAACGCGGCCAAUCAGUACGCUGACUGCUUCGAGCCGUACAGAGAGUUCUAUCGCGAGAAUGAGGCUCUGGAUUUGGACGCCGUCAAGGCCGCAGACCAUGAUGUGAGUUUCUUCGCUGAGUCGCUCGAUCGCUACCACAAGCAGCACAAAAUGGCGGAGACAAUCAAAGAAAAGCGACCAAUCGGAAUGCUGCUAAUAGACGCCAUCAAGAUGAAGGAUCUUCUCAUUCCGUCGCCCCUCAGGUGCUUGGAUUGUAUCAACGAUCUGUUGCCCGUCCUUGCCAGGAACGAGGUUGACCGCCUGAUCGCCGAGCUCCAGGACGGCCAAUUCAAGUUGGAAUUCACGGCCAGCUCGACCAUAGAGUUUGUGGAGAGUCUGACAUUCUUGGAUCAGAUUCAGGAGAGGAUCGAACCACUGGAGAAAGAGGCGGAUAUCGUCAAAGAGAUGUAUGAGCUUAUCGAACAGUUCACGGUCCCAACCCCGCCCGAGGAUUUCGCCGUUUACCAGACGCUCAGCCCGUCGAUUAUCAACGUGAAGAAUGCUAUUGAUAAGUCACUGACAGAGCGUGAUGCGAACAUCGAUAAGUUCUGUAACAGUUUGGAUAAGGACAUCGCAGAGUUGGCCAAGGAAGUCAAGGAGAUUAAACAAGAAUCACAGAACCCGCUGAUCUUGGACCCGACGGCCGAGAAAAACAAGGUACGGAACAUCCUCACGAAGCUCCUCGUGCAAAUGGAAGACCUCCAAAAGAGGGCGUUCACGUAUAAAUCGUACCAGAAAAAUUUCAAAGUCGAGCAGACGAAGUUUGACGCGCUUGAGGAGGCUCACGCUGAAUUGAAGCUCAAGCAACUCUUAUGGGAAUCUAUCGACGAGUGGGACGUCAUGCUCGAGGAAUGGACAAAUGCUCCGCUCGAAUCGAUCGACGCAGAAACUCUCGGCACCAACACCGUGAAAUACGGCAAGUCCGUCUACCAACUCGAGAAGGGCCUACCGCCAAAUGGGGUGGUCCCGCUCCUGAAAGAACGCGUCGAAAGCAUGAAGGAGAAACUACCCGUAAUCACACAUCUGCGUAACCCGACGCUGAAGUCGCGUCACUGGGAGAUGAUCGAGAGUACGAUCGGGUAUCAUUUUGAUGCCGAGGACCCGCUGUCGCUCGGGAAGCUGAAUGAGCUGGAUGCGUUCAGGCAUACAGAAGCAAUUGAGGAGGUAUCCGCCCAGGCUAGUUCUGAGGCCAGCUUGGAGGCCAUCUUGAGGAAGGUUGAAGACUCGUGGAAGUCGACCGAGUUCAUCGCCCUGCAGCACAAAGAUUCGAAAGACGUCUUCAUCCUCGGCGGAACUGACGACAUCCAGCAGCUCUGGGACGACAGCAACAUCAACAUCGCGACAAUCGCCAGCAGUCGCCACGUCGGACCGAUCAAAUCCCGCGUCGAUGAUUGGGUGAAGCAGCUUGACCUGUUUGGGAAGACUUUGGAUGAGUGGCUGACAUGCCAAAGAAGUUGGCUCUACCUCGAGAGCAUCUUCAGCGCUCCGGAUAUCCAGCGUCAGCUUCCGACGGAGGCGAAAAUGUUCAUGCAGGUCGAUAAGUCCUACAAAGAAGUCAUGCGAAAGGUCAACAAAGUCCCGUUGGCGAUGCGUGCCGCGACGCAGCCUGGGUUGCUCGAGACUUUCCAGAAUAACAACACGCUGUUGGAUCAGAUACAGAAAUGUCUUGAGGCGUAUUUGGAAUCCAAACGAGUCAUUUUCCCGAGGUUCUACUUCUUAUCCAACGAUGAGUUGCUCGAGAUUCUCGCCCAGACGCGUAACCCGCUCGCCGUCCAACCUCACCUCAGGAAAUGUUUCGACGCCAUUGCGAAACUCGAAUUCGGCAUCCAGGCGCCGACGUCUAGCGAGGGAAAAGCUACGCCGGACGCAGAGCAAGAGGUUCAGUACACCAAUGAUAUCCUUGCAAUGAUAUCGCCGGAGAACGAAAAGGUCGGACUCGGAAAGGGUCUCAAAGCCAGAGGUAACGUCGAGGACUGGCUUGGCAAGGUGGAGGAGGCCAUGUUCAACAACCUGCGCCGCCUGGUGAAGGAAGCCAUGAAGGAUUACGAGCGGCGCGAACGCGAGGAGUGGGUCACGUGCCACGCGUCGCAGAUCGUCCUGACGGUCGCGCAGAUGAUGUGGUGUCGGGAUAUCACAGAGAUUCUCGAGGCGGACAUCGACCGUGGACAGGGGAUGGCCGAUUUUGAAAAGAAAUGCUACCAGGACUUGAACAAUCUUGCUGCGAUUGUUAGAGGAGAUCUGGGCAAACUUGUCCGCGGGGUCCUGACCGCACUCAUCACGAUCGAUGUCCAUGGCAGGGACAUGGUGACGGAGAUGGUGAAAAAUAAGGUGGACACCGUGACCAGCUUCGACUGGCAAAAACAGCUCCGGUACUACUGGGAUUACGACAUCGACAACUGCAUGGUCCGUAUGUCAAACUCGAACUACAUCUACGGCUACGAAUACCUCGGCGCGUCGCCACGUCUCGUCAUCACGCCGCUGACGGAUCGUUGCUACCUCUGCCUCAUGGGGGCGCUGCAGCUGGACUUGGGGGGCGCGCCGGCAGGACCUGCUGGGACCGGGAAGACCGAGACGACGAAGGAUUUGGCCAAGUCGCUGGCGAAACAGUGCGUGGUGUUUAACUGCUCCGAUGGUCUGGAUUACAAGAUGAUGGGACGAUUCUUCUCAGGUCUGGCGCAAUCCGGCGCGUGGUGUUGUUUCGACGAAUUCAACCGUAUCGACAUCGAGGUGUUGUCCGUCAUCGCCCAGCAACUCAUAACGAUCCGCAACGCCAAGGCGUCAAAGCUCGCGCGUUUCAUGUUUGAGGGACGCGAGAUCAAACUGAUAUCGAGCUGUGCGGCGUUCAUCACAAUGAAUCCUGGGUACGCCGGAAGGACGGAGUUGCCGGACAACUUGAAAGCACUGUUUAGGCCGAUUUCCAUGAUGGUUCCGGAUUACCGUCUGAUUGCCGAGGUGAUCCUCUACUCGGAAGGUUUCGAAUCCUCAAAGAACCUCGCCCAGAAGAUGACACAGAUGUAUAAGCUCUGCUCCGAGCAACUCUCGCAGCAGGACCAUUACGAUUUCGGCAUGAGGGCCGUGAAGUCGGUACUCGUCAUGGCUGGGUCGUUAAAACGACAGAACCCGGAUAAGAACGAGGACGUGGUGUUGAUCCGUGCGUUGAGGGACAGUAACCUGCCCAAGUUCUUAAAACAGGAUGCUGUGCUCUUCCAGGCCAUCCUGCAAGAUUUAUUCCCCGGCGUCGAAAUCCCUGAACAUGACUACGGCCGCCUUCAGGCCGAGAUCAUCUCCAUAAUGGAGGAGAGAAAGCUCCAACUCGUCAUGCCGAUGAUUAAGAAAAUUAUCCAGCUUUACGAGACGCUCGUCGUCCGCCACGGUGUGAUGUUGGUGGGGCCGACGGGCGGUGGGAAGACCACGGUCUUAGAUAUUUUGGCAAAGACUCUUACCAACCUCCACGCGGAGGGCCUGGCCUCGGAGAACGCCUUCUACCAGCCGGUACACUCCUUCGUCCUGAAUCCCAAAUCCAUCUCGAUGGAUGAGCUCUACGGAGGCGUGAACAAACUGACCCUGGAGUGGCACGACGGGUUAAUGGCGACUACAAUUCGUGGGGCCGUGCAGGAUACGACAGAAGACCACCAGUGGGUGAUCUGCGACGGGCCCGUCGACGCCCUCUGGAUUGAAAAUAUGAACACCGUCCUCGACGACAAUAAAAUGCUGUGCCUCGCCAAUUCCGAACGCAUCAAAUUGACCAAUUACAUCCACAUGUUGUUCGAAGUGCAGGAUCUGGCCGUCGCCUCGCCAGCUACUGUCAGCAGAUGUGGCAUGGUGUACGUUGAUCCCGAUGAACUAAAAUGGAUGCCGUACGUCCAAACCUGGAUGGAAACAAACAUCAAAAAGAAACUGAAGAGCGAGGAAACGCAAGAAUAUAUCAUGGACUUGUUUAAUAAAUAUGUGGAAGAGGGGUUAAAGUUUGUCAACAAGAAAUGCGAACAGGCUAUCAACCAGGUCGAAAUCAGCAAGGUCACCACGCUCUGCAAACUGUUCGAGACGCUACUCUUCGGCCCUGGUGGCCCGAACAUGAACCAAGACCUCAACAAGUUGCACCCGCUCGUCUGCACCGUUUUCGUCUUCUGCUAUCUCUGGUCCAUCGCGGGAAACAUCGCCGACAACUACUUCGACGCCUUCGAUACGUUUCUACGCGGCCAAUUCGACGACAACGGCGACGCCAAGCUGCCACAAGGUGGCGACGUCUGGUCGUGCUUUGUCGAUUUGGAGACGCGCCGCAUGGAAUCUUGGGAAAGGAUCGUCCCGCAUUUCAAAUACAACAAGGAGACACCGUUCUUCGAGAUGCUCGUACCGACGAUGGACACGGUACGAUAUGGGUACCUCCUCGAGAAGAUGCUGACUGCGCAUCGCUCGGUUCUGUUCACAGGUAACACCGGCGUUGGCAAGUCGGUGAUCGCCCGUGGCUUGCUGAACAGCAUCGCUGAUAAGGCUGCGUAUGUGCCCGUCUUCAUCAACUUCUCGGCCCAGACGAGCUCCCAGAGGACACAGGAGAUGAUCGAAGGAAAAUUGGAGAAAAAACGGAAGACCGUCCUGGGGGCGCCUGAGGGCAAACGCGUCAUAAUCUUCGUCGACGAUUUGAACAUGCCCAAACUUGACACGUACGGUUCCCAACCCCCGAUCGAACUUCUCCGACAGUACCAAGACUUUGGCGGCUUCUAUGACCGCGACAAGCUCUUCUGGAAGCAGAUACGCGACAUGACGAUCUGCGCAGCCUGUGCGCCACCUGGCGGCGGCCGUAAUCCGGUCACGCCGCGAAUGAUGCGACAUUUCUCCAUGUUCUGUCUGCCACCGCCGUCCGAACACAGCUUGAAACAUAUGUUUAUGGCCAUUCUCCAAGGUUUCCUCACCGACUUCCCGCACAAGGUCCGCCAGUGCGCCGAGCCGAUCGUAGCGGCCGCCGUUGAGAUCUACGGCAGGAUGAGCACCGAUCUCCUGCCGACACCCGCCAAGUCUCAUUACGUCUUCAAUCUUCGCGAUUUGUCGAAAUGUGUACAAGGCGUCCUCCAAGCCGAUCCCGGCUGCAUCCGCGACAACAAACAAAUAUGGCGGCUCUUCUGCCACGAGGCGCAGCGCGUUUUCCACGAUCGUCUCAUCAACAACGAAGACAAGUUCUUCUUCCAUCAGAUCAUGGCGGAGAUGGCGGGAAAACACUUCGGUGAGUCCAUCGAGCCGGAAUCGUUCGUUACGAACCCAAUCAUUUUUGGCGACUUUAUCAAAAUGGGCGCCAACAAAGAGGAUAAGCUGUACGAGGAGUUGGCGGACAUCAACAAGGUCAAGAGCGUCCUUGUCGAUUACCUCGAUGAUCUGAACAUGUCCUCGUCGAAGGAGAUGCGUCUCGUCUUCUUCAUGGACGCCAUCGAACACGUGUCGCGAAUCGCGAGGAUGAUUCGGCAGCAGCGCGGGAAUGCUCUGUUGGUGGGCGUCGGCGGAACGGGAAAACAAUCUCUGACGAGGCUUGCAGCCCACAUGUGUAACUACAAGUGCUUCCAGAUUGAGCUCUGUCGAGGUUACGAUUAUAACGCCUUCCAUGAAGAUCUGAAAAAGUUAUACGACUUGGCCGCGGCCAAGAAUCAAGAUACCGUUUUCCUCUUCACAGAUACACAAAUCGUCGUAGAGGAAUUCCUAGAAGACAUCAACAACGUCCUUAACUCUGGUGAAGUGCCAAACUUGUUUGAAGCUGAUGAGUUUGAGCGAUUGAUUAUCGCCUGUCGUCCCGCUGCAAAGGAGGCUGGCAUAGCCGAGGGUAACCGAGACGCGAUCUGGGAGUUCUGUGUCAACAGGGUCAGGAACAACCUUCACAUCGUGCUAUGUAUGAGUCCCGUGGGCAGCGCCUUCCGCUCGCGAUGUCGUAUGUUCCCUUCUCUCGUCAACUGUUGUACCAUCGACUGGUUCAUCGAGUGGCCACGAGAGGCGCUGCUCGGCGUGUCGAAGUCGGCGUUUGAACACAUCGAUUUGGGAGCCGAUGAACUCAGGGAGAAAGUCUCCGACAUGUGCGUGGAGAUCCACAUGAGCGUCAGCACAAUGGCCGAACGUUUUUACGCCGAGUUGAAGCGACGCUAUUACACCACACCGACAAGUUACCUUGAAUUGAUCAACCUUUAUUUGAGUAUGCUCGGCGAAAAACGAAAGCAACUGACCACCGCUCGCGACAGAGUCAAAAACGGUCUGACGAAACUCCUCGAGACGAAUGACCUUGUGGACAACAUGCAAGUCGAGCUGGUCGCCCUCGAGCCGGAAUUGAAGAAGAAAUCCGCUGACACGGAAAUCUUGAUGGAGAAACUCGUCGUUGAUCAAGAAAAGGCCGACGCCGUCCGGAAAAUCGUCAAGGAAGACGAGGCGACUGCCAAGGUCAAAGCGGAGGAGACGCAGGCGAUUGCUGACGAUGCGCAGCGCGAUUUAGACGAGGCUCUCCCGGCGCUCGAGGCGGCCAUUAAGGCGCUGGACGCGCUGGAUAAGAACGAUAUUUCUGAGAUCCGUGUGUUUACGAAGCCGCCGGAGUUGGUGCAGACGGUGAUGGAGGCCGUCUGCGUCUUGAUGGGUCAGAAGCCUGAUUGGGCGUCUGCCAAGGUGGUGCUGGGCGACGGACAAUUCUUGAAGAAGCUGAUGGAUUAUGACAAGGACAACAUCGCCCCCGCCAAGCUAAAACAACUCCAGAAGUACAUCAACAACCCGAAGUUUACUGUUGAGUCAGUCGCCAAGGUGUCCAAGGCCUGUAAGUCGCUGUGCAUGUGGGUACGAGCCAUGGAUUUAUACGCCCACGUCUUCAAGACUGUCGAACCCAAGAAAGAGAAACUGAAGACGGCCCAGUCCGAGUUGGACUCCGUCAUGCGACUAUUGAAAGAGAAGCAGGACAAACUCGCCGCCGUCGAAGACCAGAUUGCGAUGUUACAGAAACAAUACGACGACAGCGUGUCGGAGAAACACAAAUUGGAGAAGAAUAUCGCGCAGACGGCAUCGCGAUUGAAACGUGCGUCAAAGUUGACGACUGCUCUUGCUGACGAGCAGGGACGAUGGGAAGAGAAUGUCGUGGAAUUUGAAAAAGAAAUCGGCAACGUCGUCGGCGACGUCUUCAUCGCCGCGGCGUGCGUGGCAUACUACGGCGCAUUCACUAGCGUCUAUCGUCAAGAGCUGAUGGACGGGUGGAUCGAGUAUUGCAGGAAGCUCGGUAUCCCGGUAUCCGGCAACAUUACCCUGGUCAAAGUUUUGGCCGACCCGUUCGAGAUUCGCCAGUGGAAUACGGACGGUCUUCCACGGGAUCAGGUGUCGACGGAGAACGCCAUUUUGGUGACGAGAGGACGCCGUUGGCCGCUUAUGAUUGAUCCUCAGGAACAAGCGAACCGCUGGAUCAGAAACAAGGAAACACGCAACGGCCUCAAGGUCAUCAAACUGACCGACGGCUCCUUCUUACGGACGCUCGAGAACUGCAUCCGUAUCGGAAUGCCGGUGCUGCUCGAGGACAUAGAGGAGCAGUUGGAUCCGGCGCUGGAACCGGUCCUGCUCAAGCAGACGUUCAUUUCGGGCGGCCGAAUGUUGAUCCGUCUGGGAGACAGUGACAUUGAGUAUGAUAAGGACUUCCGAUUCUACAUGACGACCAAGAUGUCAAACCCACACUACUUGCCUGAAGUCUGCAUCAAGGUGACCAUCAUCAACUUCACCGUGACGCUGUCGGGUCUCGAGGACCAGUUGCUCGGGGAUACAGUGCGUCUCGAAAGACCUGAUUUGGAAGAACAGAGGAACCAGCUCAUCGUCCGUAUCAACACCGACAAGAACCAACUGAAGGCAAUCGAGGAUCGUAUCCUAAAAUUGUUGUUUGAAUCCGAGGGCAAUAUUCUCGAUAACGAGGAACUCAUUAAUAUGUUGAACGAGUCCAAGGUGACCUCUGGCGUCAUCAACGAACGUCUCGCCGAAGCCGAAAAGACGGAAGAAAUGAUCACAGUCUCCCGCGAGAAAUAUCGCCCGGUCGCGGCACGCGGCUCCGUCAUGUAUUUCGUGGUCGCAAAUAUGGGCGAGGUGGACCCGAUGUACCAAUUCUCGUUGAAGUAUUUCAAGCAGUUGUUCAGCAAUACGAUCGAUUUGUCUGAGAAGUCGUCGGAUUUGGAAAAACGUCUGGCUAUUCUGCUGGAGCAGACGACACGGGCUGUUUACAAUAACGUCGCACGUGGACUGUUCGAAAAAGAUAAAUUGGUUUUCUCGUUCAUGUUGUGCGGUGACAUCAUGCGGCAGGAGAAACGUAUUUCCGACGUCACGUGGAACUUCUUCCUGCGCGGCGCCGCCGGAAUGGACAAGGUGCGCCCGCCGAAACCGGACGUGGCGUGGCUGACUCAGCAGACGUGGAACACGGCGGUGGAUUUGAGCGAUAAUUUGCCCAUCUUCAAAGGCCUCGAGAAGGACAUCGUGGCGACGCCGAUAUUUGUCAAGAUUGGCGAUUUAGUGAUUCGACCGAACCCCGAGAAGGCUGAUGAAUACGGCCCUGUGCCCCCUGAGCCUAAUUGUGAGCCUGGCAUCCCGACAGAGGAAAAUGGAAAGGUCAAAGGUCAUUGGGAUAAGCGUCUGUCGCAGUUCCAGAAGUUGGUGCUGACGAAAGCUUUCAAAGAAGAAAAGGUCACCCUCGCUGUGACGGACUUCGUCAAAAACAACCUCGGACAAGAGUUCGUCGAAAGUCCCAUCGCUGAUCUGCAUACGUUGUACGCAGACAUGGCAAAGGUGGUGCCGCUGGUGUUCGUCCUCAGUACCGGUUCUGAUCCAAUGGGAGCGUUCCUGAGAUUCGCCAAGGAGAAGAAUUACAGCGAUAAGCUCCAGGCCAUCUCCCUCGGUCAAGGCCAAGGUCCCGUGGCUGAAAAACUAAUGGCAAACGCAGCCAAGUCGGGCGAGUGGGUCUUCCUACAGAAUUGCCACCUCGCCGCAUCGUGGAUGAUCGCCAUGGAAAACACCGUCAAAAACAUGUCGGAAACGCCGAACGAUAUUCACGACGACUAUCGUCUGUUUUUGAGUUCGAUGCCGUCCAAGGCGUUCCCCGUCAGCGUCCUACAGAACAGUGUCAAGGUCACGAAUGAGCCGCCUAAAGGCCUACGAGCGAAUACGCGACGCGCCUUCACGGAAAUGACGCCGAACUUCUUUGAGAAUAACAUUCUCGGCAUCGAAUGGCGUAAGAUCAUCUUUGGCGUCUGCUUCUUCCACGCCAUUAUCCAAGAGCGGAAGAAAUUCGGCCCGCUAGGCUGGAACAUCAAAUACGAAUUCAACGACAGUGACCGCGAAUGCGCUUUGCUUAACAUGCAGAUGUUCUGUUCUGACGGAGCGAUUCCGUGGGACGCGUUGAUUUACAUCACAGGACAGAUUACGUACGGCGGCCGAGUGACAGAUAAUUGGGACCAGCGCUGCCUGAGUACGAUCCUGACGCGCUUCUUUGCCCCGAACACCAUCGAGGAUGGAUACACGUUCUCCGACUCCGGCAUUUAUUACGCACCGAUCGCCGACACCCUCCAGGAGUAUAGGACGUACAUCGAGUCGCUCCCGCUGAUCGACGAUCCAGAGAUCUUCGGCAUGCACGACAAUGCUAAUAUAGCCUUCCAGACACAAGAAACGCUAGCCCUGAUCAACACCAUCCUCGAGGUUCAGCCGCGCAUGUCGUCGGGUGGCGGCGGGAAGUCAAACGAUGACAUCGUUUACGAACUCGCCGAGAGCAUCGAGGCUAAACUCAUGGACAAGCUGAAUAUAGAGAAUGCCCAUGAAGAUAUGUUCGAGCCGGACGAGAAAGGACGGCUAAACUCGCUGACGACGGUGCUGACACAGGAAGUGGAUCGCUUCAACAAACUUCUCAAAGUCAUCAAGAACUCCCUCGAACAACUCAAGAAAGCCAUCAAGGGCUUUGUAGUCAUGAGUGACGUGCUGGAGACCGUCUACCACGCUUUCCUCAACAGCCAGGUCCCGGAGCUCUGGGCAGACGCGGCCUACCCCUCACUCAAACCGCUGGGGAGCUGGGUGACUGAUCUGGUUCUCCGCUGUGCCUUCAUCGACUCAUGGAUCUCCCACGGACCGCCGAAAUCGUUUUGGCUCUCCGGAUUCUUCUUCCCACAAGGUUUCCUGACCGGCACCCUCCAGAAUCACGCUAGAAAAUACAAUCUCCCGAUCGAUCAUUUGUCGUUCGAGUUCCACGUCUUGACGCAGUUCCGUGAUCAAGCAGACGUCGCCGCUGCAAUGGCCGAGCUCAAGUUCGGUGAGGAGUUGGAAAUGGACAAAGAGCUCCCAGCAAUCACCGACGGCGUUUUCGUCCACGGGUUAUUCAUGGAUGGUUUCCGUUGGAACACGGAGACGACCACUGUCGCAGAUUCGCUUCCCGGCGAGAUGAUGGCCGUAUUACCCAUGCUGCACAUGGAGCCGAAAAUCGACUUCGUCCCGGACGAGGCAGAUUAUGUUGCGCCGUUAUACAAGACGGCGCUGAGAGCAGGCACACUCUCUACAACAGGACACUCCACUAACUUUGUCGUGGCCACCCAUCUCCCGUCUGACAGACCUCAGGACUAUUGGAUCGCCAAAGGAUCUGCUCUGCUCUGUCAGCUCAGCGAAUAGAGACGAAUUCGAGACGUUUAAUAGUAUUUUGUCAAAGAUAAACAAUUCUAUCAAAUACGUGGACAUUUCGGUGAGGAAAUACAAGGAUAUUCUUAUAGUGGAGUGGAUUUUCUUAAAAUACGAGAAUUUUGUGGAUUUUCUAAAUAUUUUUGAAUAUUUAAUCGAAUACAGAGACAAUUGGUGUAUUUUCUAAAAUACGGAGGCAUUCAGUGUAUUUUCUAAAAUACGGCGACAUUUUGUGGAUUUACUGAAAUACGGUGACAUUCAGUGUAUUUUCUAAAAUACGGAGACAUUUUGUGGAUUUUCUGAAAUACGGAGACAUUCAGUGUAUUUUCUAAAAUACGGAGACAUUUUGUGGAUUUUCUGAAAUACAUGGACGUUCAAUUGAUUUAAAAAGAGAGAAAAGGGAAGAGACUUGCAUGUUUGAAAAUACAACAUUACCUUUCUAAACAACAAAGACAACAGUGUAUUUUCUAAAAUACGGAGAGAGCGGAUUUUCUGAAAUACAGGAUCAUCAACGGAUUUCGAAAAAAUACACGAGGAAAAAGACUUUGCAACCAAGGACAAUGAACUGUGGAUUUUCUACUAAAUAUUUUGUUAAACGUGAAAUAAAUUUAUGAUUUUUGUUGUACAAUAAAUAGAGUUUAAAUUUAGUGCUCACGUUGAGAUUAACACAUAAACAACAACUACUAGUCUCAGUCCGUCCAGUGUUGAAGAUAUAAUGCUAUACAGUAGAACCUCUCUAUUAAGGACACCCUCGGGACUGACAAAUGCUGUCCUUAAUAGAGAGGUGUCCUGAUUACAGAGGUCAAAUUGAAUGGAAAUAACCAAUUUAGGACCAAAAAUAGUGUCCUUAAUAGAGAGGUUGUCCUCAAUAGAGAGGGUGUCCUUAAUAGAGAGGGUGUCCUUAAUAGAGGGGUGUCCGCUGAGGGAGGUUCUACUGUAGUUUUACUGACAUCAGAUAUAUUUGAUGAACUGUCCAGAGAAAGAACUGUGAUAUGCUCUAGUUUCAUCGAUGUAAGACCAGUUUUAAAUACCAGAUUCCAGCCAGAUAUCGUUAUUAUUAUCAUAAUUAUAUUGCUUAUAAGUACAGUAGAACCUCUCUAUUAAGGACACCCUUGGGCCUGACCUAUGCUGUCCUUAAUAGAGAGGUGUCUUGAUUACAGAGGUCAAAUUCAAUGGAAGUGACAGGUUUGGGACCAAAAUCUGUGUCCCUAUUAGAGAGGGUGUCCUUCAUGGAGAGGUGUCCGCUAAGGGAGGUUCCACUGUAAAUGGUUGUUUGCUUCUGUGACGUCAUAUUCUGGUUUUUCCAUUGAUUCGAUUUUGAAGAAAUCAACUGGUCUUAAAUUGGUGAAACUGGGGUAAUGAGAUUGGAAUGUCUUAUCUUAUAUUGUGAUAUAAGUAAUUGUAAAUAUUUACGAUAUUUUGCUUGCUUUAUAAAUAGAUAUAACCGUUAUUUUGCAUAACUUAUUCCGAUCAAAACCGUCCAGUGCAAGAACAGUAAGUGCCAAGGGUGUAAAUUGCAUAUUAUACAUGGUGUCUCAAAAAACUACUUGACUUCUUCAGAUUUAAUGCCUUUGGAGUUGGGUAUGGAUUUUGGAAACGAUUUUGUCCCAAUCUUCCUCAGUUCUUCAAGAUAUAUCAUUAUUAUUACCGUCCAGUUAUUCGAGGUGGUGAUUGCGGGCUCCCUAGGCUUUUUUCUGUCCCCAGGCAACCAACCUGGGAACCACAAUGCUCGAAUGUACGCAAUGUAUUACAAGACAACUAAUUUAACCCUUAGACCCCUGAAUCCCCAUCACCUUAGCUUUCAUUUGGAACUACAUAUUUGUGACCCACUACAGCAAAAUGAGUCGCAUGUCGCUUCGAGCUUGACAGGUUGAGACGGACUGGUUGUUCAUUUCACUAUUGUCUGCCUCUUGUGAAAUCUGAGCACAUCAAUUUCUUCCAUUGUCUCCUGGUGUCAUUUUAGACUCCUCUUCUGUGAGACAUGCGACCCAUUUUGCUGUGGUGGGUCACAUUUUGGCACAAUUGGUUGAUUUUGGCCUGUUUGAGAUUUAUUUGGUGUACAAAAGUUUAGUUUGUUAAUUUAGCACCAGGUGGCAUCGGUUUUCAAUAUAAGAACAAUGCAACUUACACCAGUUUACUUAACUUAGACCCUCUUCAACUAUACCUACUUAUUUGUGGAAAAUUUACCAAUUUAUACGAAUUUUGAACAUUGUUUCAGGUAGAAACCUUGUGUCUUAAAUUGAGGAACAUCAUAAAAUAUACACCACAGAAUUAUUGUGUGGUAAAAAUAGCCUCAGUCUUGAAAGGGUUAAAAAUGCAUGUUCUGUGAUUAUUUGAAGUCGGCACCCACUUGUAUUAAUUAAGAUGACGUUUUGUAUUUUGACAGCAAAUAAAAUGACUUAUAUCAGA
Messenger RNA from Lineus longissimus, 15135 nucleotides. Its product is annotated as dynein axonemal heavy chain 6-like. NCBI's taxonomy places the organism in Eukaryota, Metazoa, Nemertea, Pilidiophora, Heteronemertea, Lineidae. The transcript has 57 exons. The coding region runs from base 133 to 12720 and encodes 4195 amino acids. The record is from RefSeq and is a predicted model, not a curated record. Gene Ontology annotation, cellular component: dynein complex. Gene Ontology annotation, biological process: microtubule-based movement. Gene Ontology annotation, molecular function: ATP hydrolysis activity; dynein light intermediate chain binding; dynein intermediate chain binding.